Messenger RNA from Thlaspi arvense, 255 nucleotides. NCBI's taxonomy places the organism in Eukaryota, Viridiplantae, Streptophyta, Magnoliopsida, Brassicales, Brassicaceae. The record is from the annotation of a GenBank genome assembly.
AUGAAAAUUUGGAGCCAACGAUUAUCGUUUAUAAUCGUCAUGAUCUUGUUUUUCGCCGGGAUUCAUUUCUCUUACGGCAUCCGCAAGCUUUCUAGUACGACGGCAACAGAGAUGUUCCAGGAAGAGUUCCGACAAUUAAGAUUUGACGGCGAGAGAAAGUUAUCGGAAGUGAGCUCCAACGAGAAGUACGAUCAGAUCUAUGGAGUUUCAGCUAGAGAAGUUCCUCAAGGGCCAAACCCGCUUCACAACAAAUGA